UUUUUUUUUUUUUACCCCGGAAACAGAGAUCAUUAUGCCAUCUACAAAUAGUAUCUAUAUUUUUCGACAUAUUCAAACACAACAGGUGUUGAUUAGUCUAAGACAAAGUAUGAAGUCAAGAGUAUUAAAUCAACUUGGUACAACUGUUCGACCUACUAAUUUACGAAAAGACUUGUGGCGUCCUUUAGUAGCUUUGACAGGCUUUCAAACAACUCAAGCAGCACAAGCUGUUACAGAUGCUCUCCUUCAUCACUCGAAAGAUCUCCAACUGAAACAAAAAAUGGAUAAAGAUCAUAUAUUACAACCAAAACGUUUAAGAGUAGUUGAAGAGAAGAAUAUGGUUGAAAAAUCAAUUGUAGCGUUACGUAAGGCGCUGGAAUCAGUAGCAGCAUCUAGAAAUGAAACACGUUUAUUGGCGCUUUGGGAACAACCUUACUUUAUGGAAUUAAAAGGUGAUAAAGAAUGGCCUUCAUUUUUAGAGCAUGGUCAGUUAGAAUUAAGGAAUAAUCGUUUUGUUAAGGGAUCAAAACAGUAAAUAAUGUAUAGAGGAACUAAAUUUUUAUAUUUAACUACAAAAAGAAAAUGAUAAUAAUAAUAAAAAGAGGGGAAGCAUACUCUGUAUACAUCUGUUAUAUAUAAA
Cokeromyces recurvatus is the source of this 640-nucleotide messenger RNA. RefSeq lists its product as uncharacterized. Gene Ontology annotation, cellular component: mitochondrial large ribosomal subunit; nucleus. Gene Ontology annotation, molecular function: structural constituent of ribosome; single-stranded DNA binding; DNA strand exchange activity. The record is from RefSeq and is a predicted model, not a curated record. The coding region runs from base 35 to 535 and encodes 166 amino acids. Gene Ontology annotation, biological process: DNA recombination; positive regulation of mitochondrial DNA replication. Lineage: Eukaryota; Fungi; Mucoromycota; Mucoromycetes; Mucorales; Mucoraceae. The transcript has 2 exons.